Acytostelium subglobosum LB1 is the source of this 2760-nucleotide messenger RNA. RefSeq lists its product as hypothetical. The transcript is spliced from 3 exons. Gene Ontology annotation, molecular function: alpha-1,4-glucan glucosyltransferase (UDP-glucose donor) activity. The record is from RefSeq and is a predicted model, not a curated record. Gene Ontology annotation, cellular component: cytoplasm. Gene Ontology annotation, biological process: glycogen biosynthetic process. NCBI's taxonomy places the organism in Eukaryota, Evosea, Eumycetozoa, Acytosteliales, Acytosteliaceae. The coding region runs from base 1 to 2760 and encodes 919 amino acids.
AUGAUAUUUGGUACACCAAAUAGUACAUACUUGGAUGGUGCCAUGUCUCAAAUGAGACUCAACAGAGACAUUACAUCUGGGGAAGUGACACCUGUUGUUGAGCCAAAUGUUGCACUCUUUGAUAUUGGUUGGGAGGUUGCCAAGAAGGUCGGUGGUAUCUAUACUGUACUAAAGUCAAAGGCACCUGUAACAGUUGAAGAGUUCAAAUCAAGAUAUGCAUUGAUUGGACCAUACUCACCAGAGACGGCAUCAACAGAGUUUGAACCGCUUGUGCCUGGUCCUUUGGUGUCACCUGUCAUUGAUAAUAUGAUGAAGAAGUAUGGCAUUCAGGUACACUUUGGCAAGUGGCUAAUUGAUAGUUAUCCAAAGGUCUUCUUGAUCGAUCUGAGGAGUAGCUUCCAUAAACUGGGCGAGUGGCGCUGGGACUUGAUGGCUGGCUUUGAGCAGCCAAACGACAACGAGACCAAUGAGGCCAUUGUCUUUGGUUACCAGGUGGCUCUGUUCCUCAAGGAGUUUGCCGAAGCUAGCUCUGAGCGCUACAUUGCACACUUCCAUGAGUGGCAGGCAUCGGUCGGCCUCAUCCUAUUGCGCAAAUGGCGUGUGCCCAUCGCCACCAUCUUCACCACACACGCCACGCUGCUCGGUCGCUAUCUGAGUGCUGGCGGUGUGGACCUGUACAACCAGAUGCAGUACCUAAGCACGGACUUUGAGGCGUCCAAGCGUGGCAUCUUCCAUCGUCAUUGGAUCGAGAAGAAGUCGGCGGCGGACGCACAUGUCUUCACGACCGUGUCCGAGAUCACGGCGUAUGAGUCCGAGCACAUACUCCAGCGCAAGGCCGACGUAAUCCUCCCCAAUGGCCUCACGUUGGACAAGUUCACAGCGCUGCACGAGUUCCAGAACCUCCACGCCAAGUAUAAGAGUGUGUUGCACGAGUUUGUCCGCGGACACUUCUAUGGCCACUACGACUUUGACCUGGAGAACACACUCUACUUCUUCACAGCUGGUCGCUACGAGUACUACAACAAGGGUGUGGACAUGUACUUGGACUCGCUGGCUGGCCUCAACAAGCUGCUCAAGCAAUCUGGCUCCAAUCUCACUGUGGUCGCAUUCAUAAUCAUGCCAGCCAAGACAAACAACUUCAACGUCGAGUCGUUGAAGGGUCAGUCCUAUCUCAAGGACAUGCGAAGGACUUGCAACUCACUGGUCGAGAGCAUGGGUGAGAGGAUCUUUGAGGCCACCUCUCGUGGCAAGGUCAUCUCACCCGAGGAGUUGCUCACCCAGGAGGACCUCGUCAAGCUCAAGAGAAGGAUAUAUGCACUCAAGCAGAGGCCAUCUCUGCCUCCAAUCGUAACACACAACAUGGUCGAUGACUAUAACGAUCCAAUACUUAAUCAUUUGCGAAAGAUACAGAUGUUCAAUGGACACGAGGACAGAGUCAAGAUCAUAUAUCAUCCAGAGUUCCUCAACUCGACCAAUCCACUCAUACCCUUGGACUACACAGAGUUUGUUCGUGGAUGUCAUCUUGGUGUCUUUGCAUCAUACUAUGAGCCAUGGGGCUACACGCCAGCCGAGUGUACAGUGCUGGGUGUGCCAUCAGUCACAAGUAACCUGACAGGCUUUGCCAACUACAUGAGACGUGGUCUGGCCGACCCAGACUCCAAGGGCAUCUUCAUCGUGGACAGACGAUUCAAGUCACCCAGCGAGUCAGUGGAACAGAUGACCGACUACUUGUGGAAGUUCUGCCAACUGGACAGACGUCAGCGUAUUGAACUUAGGAACAAGACAGAGAAGCUGUCCGAGUUGCUUGACUGGAAGAGUCUGGGCAAGUUCUACUCGACCGCGCGAUCAUUGGCACUAGAGCGACAGUUCAACUCUCCCUCGUCCGAGACAGUUACUCCAUCAGCGCCAUCCUCCCCAAUGCCAACUGUAUCAAUCUAUUCGCCACCACUUCAAUCGACCACAGCUCCAUCAUCAUUAUCGUCUUCGUCAUCGACAACCCCAGUCCCAGCACCAGUCAUUGUAACUCUGGCCAGCUCUGACCGAUUGCCCAUCGUUGGAAGCAGUCCAAACACCAGAGUCGACGAUCAAGAUAAGGACACUCCCAAGCCAAACAACGUCCAAGUCACUCCAGUUGCUAUUGAACCUGUUGUAUCAACCCCAACACCUAUAGUAAUCAAGAAGGUUUCGGCCACUCAGUCAACAAGUUCAACAGUACCUGUGGCUGUACCAACUCCAGUGGCUACACCAACCCCUGUGACUACACAAGUGGCUGCACCAGCCCCAAAGGCUACACCAACCCCUGUGACUUCACCAGCCCCAGUGGCUACACCAACACCAGUGGCUGCACCAACCCUUGUGACUGUACCAACUCCAGUGGCUACACCAGCCCCUGUGGCAGCAGCAAAGGCUGAUACAACAUUUGUACCAACAGUUACAUCAUCAGCAGUGCUGUCACCAUCAUCAAAGGUCGAGGAGAAGAAGAAGGUGACGAUCCAGCCAAAGAUAUCAUUGCUCACUGAUAGUUUGAGGGCAGCGGCAUCUUCCAAAACCACGCCACAAUCACCAAACGUUUCCCUUGGCAGUCCAGUCAAAGCAUCCAGUCCAGCAUCAACCACCACUACCACUACUUCCAAGCCAUCAUCAUCAACAAGCGUCUCAUCCUCAUCCUCAUCCACAUCCACAUCCACAUCCACAUCCACAUCCACAUCCAACUCCACUUCUUCACAGACUUCCUCCUCAAGCAGAAGUAUAAGGAAAUAA